Messenger RNA from Phytophthora infestans T30-4, 2490 nucleotides. RefSeq lists its product as uncharacterized. Gene Ontology annotation, biological process: sphingomyelin catabolic process; ceramide biosynthetic process; glycerophospholipid catabolic process. NCBI's taxonomy places the organism in Eukaryota, Oomycota, Peronosporomycetes, Peronosporales, Peronosporaceae. Gene Ontology annotation, molecular function: sphingomyelin phosphodiesterase D activity. The transcript is spliced from 2 exons. The record is from RefSeq and is a predicted model, not a curated record. Bases 1 to 2490 code for a protein of 829 amino acids.
AUGUCCUCAUCCGGCACCGGCAGCUCCAAUGCCAGCGCCUCACCCGCUGCUUCCACGUCCUCGGCGUUGACAUUCAGCGAGUCAGAUGCCGACUUCGAACGAGCACUCAACUCAUACGAUGUACCUGUCGUGGCUGAGGCGCUACGUCGAUAUCUUGCGGCCGAGACGCAAGCAGGCUUAUCCUCCGGCUCAGCAGCCAAACGGCAGUCUGCGCAGUUGCGUAGCGUCUUCUACGAGCGGUUCAACCAGCUACUGGACCGCGUAUUCGGUCUCGACACGGUCUCCAAGCAAAAAGACGGCGGAUGGCUUGACUACAGCGCAGGAUUAGGCGUGACGCCCGCUCCAGGUUCAGCUGCUGCACAAGCAGCCAAGAAACGCGCCGAGCAGAGACGCGAGCGCGCGGCGGCGGGUGUAGCAACCGAUGAGGACGACGUAGACGAAUUUCUGUCCAAUUUAACCACCAGCGGGCGCGCUAUCGUCAAGCUAUUGGGUGGUGGAGUGCGCUCCGAGGACGGCUCGGUGUUCCAGUUCCUCUUUCGAGUGCAACAUCCAGUGGAAUUUAAACUGGCGCUAGAUAUGCUGCCAGAACAGAGCAAGAUGUCGAUUGCCAGUGGUCGAGGGGCCAGUCUGCUCUUCACGCAGCUGCUACAUAAGCCUCUGGCCAAGCAGCGACUAGAUCUACGCAGUCCGGAGCUGCUCGUGUCCAUUAAAGAGUUGUAUCUGUUCUAUUUCCUACGACAUCCAGCGAGUUCGUCACAUCCAACUGCCAAGACCCGCCAGUCUGGUUGGAGAAUGUACGUGAAGGACGGAGUGACAGCACUGACAAGAGGAAACCCAUACAACGUACUGCUACUGCAGUAUCUGAGAGCUUUCCUGCCGGACAGCAACCGCGGCGUCAAGAGCCGCUUCCACGGCAAACUCCUCAAGGAUUCGAACCUGUUUCUUCACAUUUUGAUCGAGUUUUGGCUGCGACAGAACCUCAUUUCGAUCUCGGAUGAGCCUGUGGGGGCUUCAACUGCUGCUCCGGGCGUCAUUCGUCCACCACCGCCAGCCAAUAUGCCAGCGAGUCCAUUUGCCUCGGUAUACACGUCCACAAGUUACAUGGCGCCGUCCGAUGAUCUGUUGAGCUCAUUGCUGCUGACUAUAACUCACUUGCUCUCGGACUCUUUCUUCCCUGCUCCAUUGGCGGAAGACUCGAGUGGAUCGCAGACUGGCGCUGGAGGAAUGGUCGUCGGGAGUGGAGGAGUGUAUCUGAGUCGAAGUGUCACGAUGUUGCGUCCUCCGUUGUACGCGUUCUUCCGGCUUGUGUUCUCUCGGGCUCCUAUAGGACUCUCCCCGACGGCGUUUCUGGCUAUUACGGAUGUUUGGCUCGCGUAUAUCCAGCCGUGGCAUUGUCGAUCUUGGAUCGAAUCCAAGGACCCAGCGAUAACAGGUCAAGACACAGUACCAGGGUACACAUCGGCGUGGGAGAGCUACGUACUGGCGAAUUACCACUUCUACACGACGCUGUUAGGUGCGUUUGUGGAGCGUGCGAAGGAGCUGGACUUCUCUGCAGGUGACGAGCGCAACUUGCAGAUCGUCGACCGUGUGUUGAGUGUGUACAACGCCGAUCUGUUGACUCUACUGCGUCGAGCAUCGCUGCAUCUCGAGAAGUCGCAGCCAUUCGCCAUGCCUUUCAGCUUCAACCGCAGCUCCAACUUUGCACGUUCACGUAGUGGCAGCUUCGGUUCCUCGUCGAAAUCCAAGUCGACAGCGGGCGAUGCACUCACGGCUACUCAAGCACAUGUACUGACGUUCUACUGCAAGUCCUUAGGCAUCGAAUGCACGCCUGUCCCGCUCCACGAGAGUUUCCAUCGCGACGCUGAACGUCUCUUUGACAAGCUGUGGGAAGCUGCAGUGACAUCCGCAGCGACGUCUUCUACCUCGUCUCCUGCAGACUUGUACCACAAUGUGAGUGCUGUGUUCCGUGCAUCCAGUUCCAAGACGGUUGACAAGGUGGCCGAGCAGGUUCAGCGCUUGAGUCGCAUGUUACGACGUGUGUUCGAGAUCUCAGACGCCUAUGUGGCCUCAACGGCUCACUCUCGCUCGUCGUCUACUGCUACAGGUAGCGGGUUGGAGUCGUUCGCACCUAGUCGAGACAAGGACCUGCCGCACUUGCUCUCUCGUGAAGGUGUCUUCCAGCUGCAGUACGGAAUGCGCUUGUGCUCUCCCGACACUGCCGAGUACCUUGGUGACCCGAUGCUCAGUCCUAUUUGUUCCUACGAGGUGGCGUGGCUCGUACGACUCUCCUACAAAAUCUCCACAUGGCUCAACGCGCAGUUCGGGUUCGUUAACCCGUACCAUGGCAAGCAACUGGAAGACAACUUGGAAGUGGACCCUGCUAGUCCAUUCGUGCGCUUCCGGUUCAACUUGCGCUUCUUGGCCAGCAAGGUGAACCUCAGCUACCUCGCAGCCUUCGUGCUCUUGUUAUACGUGCUCUACUUCUGGUAA